Messenger RNA from Stegostoma tigrinum, 3194 nucleotides. RefSeq names its product interleukin-10 receptor subunit beta-like. The record is from RefSeq and is a predicted model, not a curated record. The coding region runs from base 99 to 1496 and encodes 465 amino acids. Gene Ontology annotation, molecular function: protein binding. NCBI's taxonomy places the organism in Eukaryota, Metazoa, Chordata, Chondrichthyes, Orectolobiformes, Stegostomatidae. The transcript has 9 exons.
UAGUGUGUGUGUGCGGGGCGGGGUAGUCAAGUCUGCUAACGGACAGCCACCCAGAGAGGGAGCUGAACACAGUCUACCCGAGAGGGAGCAGCUCAAAUAUGAUCUCUCUGAUACCCAGGAUCUCCGUCUUCGGCUUGUUGUGGGUGCUGGCAUUCGGACAGAUCCCAGAACCAGAAAACCUGCGAAUUGAUUUUGUCGAUUCAAAAUGUAUCCUCAGAUGGGAUCCUGUAUUUUAUCGAAGUGAUUUAGUGACAUACUCCGUUCAAAGAACAUUCGAAAGCCAUAAAAAUCGAAGUUGGCUGGAUGUGCAGAACUGCAUGCUGACCACUGAAACAAGAUGUAAAUUGUCGAACGAUUUCAAUGUGGCUUACAACCUAAGAGUGAGAGCAGAACAUGGAAUUGAAAGAUCAAACUGGGUUGAAGCAGUGGCUGAACCAAAAAAUGUGAGAGUUGAUUCUUUGAAUAAAAAGCAUGUUGUCAAAUGGGAUCCAGAUGUUUACCAACUUGGCCCUGUGACCUAUUCUGUCCAGUACCAAGGAAACUACGAAAGAAUGCACAAUGAAAGUUGGUCAGAAGCACAGAACUGUACACGUGUCACUGAAACGGAUUGCGAUUUGUUGGACAGUUUUGCGUUCUACGCAAAGUAUUAUCUAAGAGUGAGAGCAGAACUUGGAAGUGCAACGUCACCCUGGGUUGAAAUAUUGCCCUUUUAUCCAUAUAAAGACACUGUGAUUGGGCCUCCAUCAGUUGAUGUGCUGUCUGAGGCAGGUGUACUACACAUCACCAUUGCAGGACCAGUCACUGAAAAUAAACUUCCACUGAGCAAUGAUUAUGAAGAUCUUGCAUACCGUAUAUUUUAUUGGAAAGAGAAUGAAGAUGGAAAUGUGAAAAUAGAUAACAAAUCCGUUACAACAUCAACUGUUUUGCUCGAUCUCCAACCAUGGACCAGAUACUGUUUGAAAGUACAGGCCUAUUCUAAGGCGAGUUCUAAACAAGGACAGUUCAGUCCUGUGAUUUGCGAAUCUGUCACUGCCAAUACUAAGACAAGAGCUUUGGCAGUGGCACAGGUCCUUUUUAUAACAUUGCUUGCUGUUUUGGUGGUAACAUUGGGUUGUUUCUUCUUUGUCAUCUAUGCUCGCAAAGCCAUCAAGUACCUGAUGUAUCCUUCCUACAGUCUCCCAGUACACAUUAGAGAGUACUUAACUGAGCCAUCCCAACAACCAAUGCUUGCAACACUGAAUAAAGAAGAUCUGCAUGAAGAGCAUUGGGACAAGCUCUCCAUUGUCUCACAAUCUGAAAUUCCUUCGGUAUUACUGAAUUCAACUAAAACUGAUACUUCAAAGUCAGAGAAGGAUAAAACCGCAUCUGGUGGGAAGAUACUUAAUGAAGAAGAUGAUGUGCAAAGCAGUCAAUCAAGUGUGGAUUCUGGACAUUAUUCCAACAGUACGGAAAAUUCUGUCAGUAAAACUCCACAGAGUUCAAGAAGAAACACCUAAAACAUAUCAAUUCAAAGACAAUGUGAAUUUGGUGGACUAACAUUAGCCUUUCCUCUGCCUCCUGAAAUUGACUUUGUGGUUUACUAAGAACUGACGUAUUUACUUUCACAAAAGGAAAUGAAACUGAGAAUCUCUGUAUUCAACAUUAUUUUUAGUGCUCAAAAACGAGCAUUUGGGACUUAAUCGGAAAACAUAAAUAACUUCAAGGUACUAACAUUUUAAUUCAUAGGUCUGCUGAGGGAUGUAAACAGCCAAGCCACAAUCUAGUCUAUAAACUCAAAUUGGAAAAUCGAAAUAUUUGUGCCAAAUAUUUCUUACUGUACAGGCAGACUUAAAAAAAGAUUGCCCUCCAAGUUAUUCUUUUUAAAAUUGGAACUGGUUAAAGGAGUUGGUAAAAGCGAGCAUGCCUUCUCUAUUAAGCCAGCACCAGGAUGGACUCCCAGCUGACCCUGUUGUGGGGUGAGGGCAGUGUGAAGUGUCACAUUCUAGGGUUCUCUGUGGCCCAUGAAGGGGCCCGCAGGUGGCAAUGGUACCUCCACCACACUGCACGCCCUCCAUAAAUGUCUCUUCCACUCGGCAAUCAUAAUCACUGGGACCCAAGUGACCCCUCCCUUCCACACACAGCCAUCCGACCCAUCAAACAAGACGUCUUCUCAAGAUUGCUGGCCAUGGAUGCAUCCUCAUCGUCCAGGCGGAGUGCCAGCUGUGAUCAUUAUGAGUGAUGGUGCUGCUGAGCUGCCAACCCUCUGAUUGGGACCUUCAUGUGGAGGCAAGCCUGGUAGGAAUAGCCACUAAAUUGGUCUCCACCAGAAGAGUGAGGUUAUCUGCUUGCUUUUGACCCUGAAGGCAGAUCAUGUCCAACUUCCACAAAACCUGAACCUUCCUUUCCACAUCUGUCUAAGGCACUGUUCGCCAGGAGGCCUCCUGAGGCGAUUCUCACCAAGUUACUUUAUUUUCAGUGACAGCACUGUAGGUGUACUUACACCAAGUGGAUUGUAGCAGUUUCAGAAAGGCAGCUCGCCAUUAUCUUCUCAAGGGCAACAAUGGAUGGGUGAUACAUAAUGGCCCAGCCAACAAUGCCCACAUUCGCAUGAUGAAAUAAAACAAAAACUAAAGUAUGGGUUGGAAGGUUGAAACAUUCAAGAUGUUGUCAAGUCCAAGGUUUGUUUAUCUCCGUGAACAGACUCCAUGGAGUAUGUUUUUCUAAAACAACUUGGUUCCCCUUUGAAUGAUAGUCUUUCUGUAUUGUGAUUUGACGGAUUAAGCUGGACCUCCUGGCCUUCUCUCACAGUUGGUGUGUGGGUAACAGAUGUGGUAAGCAGGAUAAAACAUGAAUGACUUCACCCUGACCUCAUGUUCCAUGUGGGGCUAGGAACCAGGUCUCCACUUAGUAUUAAUCCUGCUGUUGUGGGUUAGCAAUGUGAAUUUGCCCUGUGCAAAGAACAAGUGUCCUUUUACCUCAGAUAUUGCACAGCAUUGCUAUUAAGGAAACUAUAGCAAAGCAGUUGUGUUACUGAACUAGCAGUCAGGAGGCAUAAGUUCAAAUGACAUUUAGAAACUGAAUUCUGUUGAUGAGGAGACUUGGAAUGAGAAAACUUAUCUGUAAUGGUAUCAGAGAUAAUGGGAACUGCAGAUGCUGGAGAAUUCCAAGAUAAUAAAAUGUGAGGCUGGAUGAACACAGCAGGCCCAGCAGCAUCU